AUUGCGGAAAAUGUAAACUUACACGUUGACAAAAGGGAAGGAGAAAAGAGAACCAAUCUCCCCAGUGAGAGCGAAGAAGCACAAAGGAAACACAAAAGGGAGAUGAAAGGCAAAGCUUAGGAGUCACGCAGCCAAUGGUGUAAAAGCACACAGAUCGCUGACCUGGCAUGAAAUUUCCAAAUCCCGCCUAAACCCCCCAAUUUUCAUUUCGUGCGCAAUUGAAUUUCAAUUUCCCCAACUUAAUAUCUCCGCCUUUCGGCGUCUAAGCUCACCCCUCAAUCUCACACAUACUUCUUCUCUCUCUCUCUCUCUCUCUCUUUUCCUUUUUUCCCUUUCUCUCUCUGUAACACUAACCCUAACCCUAGCUCACCAACCAGGAUUCGACAUGAAGGGAGGUAAAUCCAAGUCAGAUACUAAGAGCGCUAAGCUCUCUGUGAAUAAGAAACCAGCCACGAAAGGUGGAAGGAAAUCGGGGAAGGCUGUCAAGGAUCCAAACAAGCCAAAGAGGCCAGCCAGUGCCUUCUUCGUUUUCAUGGAGGAGUUCCGUGAGCAAUACAAGAAGGAUCAUCCUAAAAACAAAUCCGUUGCUGCUGUUGGCAAAGCUGGUGGAGAUAAGUGGAAAAGCAUGUCUGAAGCUGAAAAAGCACCUUUUGUUGCUAAGGCAGAGAAGCGAAAGGUGGAGUAUGAGAAGAACAUGAAAGCCUACAAUAAGAGACAGGCUGAGGGUCCCAAAGCUGAUGAUGAAGAGGAGUCUGAAAAGUCUGUGUCUGAGGUUAACGAUGAGGAGGAUGAUGAAGAAGGCAGUGGGGAGGAAGACGAUGACGAGUAGGAAGUUCGACGGAGGAUAGCAUAAUCAAUGUAGGCUGUGAUAGUGUUUGAUCAUCUUAUGUUAAUGCUUUGAUGUUUCCAUGUUAUUCUUUUAGAUGCACAUGUCAUCUAAGGGAAAUGUACCUCUGAAUCCUGUUGGUUUCUUUUGACCUUCAGAAAUUAUUAGUUGUAGAUGGGAGAUUUGCUGCUGCUGCUAUAAUGUACUUUUGAUUUAAAGUUGAAUGGCUUAGAUAAAUCUUUGUAGAGAAUUAGUCCA
Messenger RNA from Theobroma cacao (cacao), 1084 nucleotides. RefSeq names its product high mobility group B2 (gene HMGB2). NCBI's taxonomy places the organism in Eukaryota, Viridiplantae, Streptophyta, Magnoliopsida, Malvales, Malvaceae. The record is from RefSeq and is a predicted model, not a curated record.